This is a messenger RNA of Helianthus annuus (common sunflower), 1039 nucleotides long. Its product is annotated as probable RNA methyltransferase At5g51130. Gene Ontology annotation, biological process: snRNA modification. The record is from RefSeq and is a predicted model, not a curated record. The transcript has 8 exons. Bases 67 to 930 code for a protein of 287 amino acids. Lineage: Eukaryota; Viridiplantae; Streptophyta; Magnoliopsida; Asterales; Asteraceae. Gene Ontology annotation, molecular function: O-methyltransferase activity; snRNA binding; RNA methyltransferase activity.
CAUUUAUUGACUCAAUUUUAUUUCACUACAACAAAACCCUGUGUGCAUAAACCCUAGAAGACGAAGAUGGAAGACGAAGAAAAACCUCAAAACGACAGCGUACAAGCAAUCAAUGACAACAAACAAUCCAACAAGAAGAGAAAGAAGCAGAAAGAAGUAGCUAUAUUCGGCAACUACAGAAACUAUUACGGUUAUCGAAUUGAUCAAGGCUUGGAAGAGGAUCCUAGGAUAAAGAUUAUGAGGAAGGAAUGGUUUGAAGGGAAAAACUGUCUUGACAUUGGUUGCAAUAGCGGAUUAAUAACCAUUACGAUUGCAAAAAAGUUCGGUUGCCAGAAAAUCGUCGGGAUUGACAUAGAUUCAGCUCGAAUUGAGGACGCACAUUGGAAUCUUAGAAGAAUUGUGAAAAUGAGUGAAAGCAAGAAGCAUCCAAAGGUUGACAAGUCAAACAGUGCUGAAACAAACAAUAUUACAACUGAUGUGGCUGAUAAAACGGGUCGGGUUGAAAUUUCAGGGAAUUAUUUUACUUCACAUCUGUUUGAGCGCGUCUCUUUCUGGAAAGAAAAUUUCAUUUUUGGUUCUUCCACGCCAGGGGAUAACGUGUAUGAUACCAUUCUUUGUCUAAGUGUUUCAAAAUGGAUCCAUUUGAACUGGGGUGAUGAGGGUUUAAUAACACUAUUCUCAAAGGUUUGGCGGCUUCUUAAACCUGACGGAGUUUUUAUUUUGGAACCGCAACCAUGGAAAUCAUACAUCAGUUGCCGUCAAGUGUCCGAGGUAGCAUCAACUAACUAUAAGAAUCUUACUAUUUUCCCACAACAAUUUCAGGAGAUUCUUUUGGAUAAGAUCGGGUUUAGGAAAAUCGAAAACUUGAGUUCGAGUUUAACCGGAAGCAAAACGGGGUUUAAUAGGCCGAUUUUAGCUUUAUGGAAGUGAAUAGCUUUGACUUUUGAGUACCAUUUUUGGAGGUCUUUUGGAGACCCUUGUUAAAAUCUGUAAGUCAAAACAUUGUUAAUAAAUAUAGCUCAUAGAAAAGCUCAUAUAA